Messenger RNA from Sesamum indicum (sesame), 1873 nucleotides. The record is from RefSeq and is a predicted model, not a curated record. NCBI's taxonomy places the organism in Eukaryota, Viridiplantae, Streptophyta, Magnoliopsida, Lamiales, Pedaliaceae.
AGAGAGAGAGAGAGAGAGCGACAGUGGAAAUCGGACGGGCACGCAAAUAGAGAGAGAGAGAGAGAGAGAGAGAGAGAGAGGGUUCGUUAGUUUCUGGCUGCUACUGUAGAAGCAACAGCAGGGGAGUGGCAAAUUGGUUAAUUGAUGAGUGAAAGAGGGCCAGCAGCGACGCCGGCGGGAAUGGUGGUGACGGAGCAGCAGCUUGCGGAGGCCUUGGAGUCUCUCCUCGGCGAGACCAACGCCUUCGCCUCCCUCAACGGCGUUGUUCAGCAGCUGGAGUCCAAUUUCGGUGUCAAUUUGAGCCACAAAAUUGACUUCAUCCGCAGCCAUAUCCACCAUUUCCUCCUCCGUCAGUCCCAGUCCCACAAUUUCAUGCUCCUGCAGAAGGACCAUUUUACCCUCCCCCAAAACCCCAAUUUCCACCCCGCUCCCUCCUCGCAUUUGCCUCCGAGUUUGGCCGGGCAUCAUCCUGCGGAAGGUUACGGCUUCUGCCUAACCUCCUCACCUCAGCCACAGUCCUCGCAGCCUCCGCCGGCGCCGGUGGUGACCAGACCUAAUGUCACUGCGGCCAGCGUCUCUGCCAAGGAGAGCGCUCCAACGGGGAAAAAAAGAAGAGGUGGUCCAGGAGGCCUAAACAAACUGUGUGGUGUUUCUCCUGUACUUCAAACCAUUGUUGGCCAGCCAACCCUGCCUAGAACUGAGAUUGUGAAGCAGUUGUGGGCUUACAUAAGGAAAAACAACCUUCAAGACCCAAACAAUAAAAGGAAGAUAAUUUGCAAUGAUGAGCUCCGCCUGGUAUUUGAGACUGAUUGUACUGACAUGUUCAAGAUGAAUAAGUUGCUAGCUAAACAUAUAACUGCUCUUGAGCCCACGAAACAGACAACUCAAAACAAAAAGAAACUGAAGGUUGAUGUUGAAUCUGAGAAAAACACUGACGACCCUGUUCCAAUUGUGAUAAUAUCUGAAGCACUUGCCAAUUUCUUUGGAACUGAUGAGAGGGAGAUGUCACAAGCAGAAGUGUUAAGGCAGAUGUGGGAGUACAUAAAGGUUCACCAACUUGAGGAUCCUUUAAAUUCAACGACCAUCCUGUGUAAUGCAAAACUACAAGAGCUUCUUGGGUGUGAAAGCAUUUCAGCAUUGGGGAUACCUGAGAUGUUGGCACAACACCAUUUAUUCAAAAAAUCAUGAAGAUACACUGACUGGGUUAAAAGCAUACUGUGAGCCAUUGGUUGCUAGGUUCUUUGUCACUUCAAACAGAGAAUAGUCUUCAGAUGGAUGGCUACUGAAUUACGAGCUGAUGUUUGUGAUGUUAUCCUCACCGUUUAUCCUGUGGAAGAGAGGUUCAACAAAUAUGCUAUUUUUACAUGUUUUUCUCUUGAUGCUUUCAAUUUAGUACGUCAACAGCCUUUGUUCACUGGUAACUGGUAAGGCAAGACGACCGUGAACCUUGCUGUUUAGCUCAUUUCCGACUUCUCCUGCUUGAAAGACGGUAACAACCACCACUGAGAGAACCCUUUUUGCUUUGAUAUCACUUCAUUACUCUUCUUUUUUCAUUGCUUAUUCUGAAAAGUUGAAGUUUCUAAUACGCUCACUGCUUAGAAUGGUGAUCCUCUAUCGUCUGAUCGCUGUAUUCCAACGGACUGAUCAAUGUUGGCAACCACCGAAACUGGGGUUUCACGUGCCCACCUGGAAAUAUUCUCUUAACAUCACGGGCUCCAAUAAGGGUGAAUUUAUAUAUCACGAAACCUGCCUUAAAGGUAAAAGUAAAGGGGCAAAAGUCCAAGAUCAUUUGCCUAAUUGCCUAGCUGGGUCCUGGGCUCACAUGAAGAGAUUGUACCAAACUUGUCUGAUUCUCAAACAGAUUCUCCACACA